GGCGCGGCCCCAGUCGCGGCGGGGCCAUGAACGGGCUGCAGGGCUGGUGUGCGGUGCUGGACGUGCGGCCCCACGGCGAGAGCCCGGUGAGCCGCGGCACCUCGGGACCCUCCAACACCCAGACGUCUCUUUCCUUCUGGGAGACGGAGAGCGUGAAGGUGCUGCGGCUGACGCUGCCCAAUGACCUCCCGGGCGACAGGCGCGAGCAGGCGAAGCAGAAGCCGGUGGGAAAAGCCUUCGCCAUGGUGGCCAACAGAUCCAGCAAUGGUCACUCCUUGGCCUCUGAAUGCAUCAAAUCCAACGAUGGUGACGAGGAGAUCAUCAAGGUCUAUCUGAAGGCCCGGGCUGAGGGCACCAUGAACCAUGAGGAGCACGUCAACCAGCUGAAAAGCGAAGUUCGUUACAUUCAAGAGGCUAGAAGUUGUUUGAAGAAGCUGCGGGAAGACUUAAGUAGUAAACUUGAGAGCAGACAAGGAGAUAAACAGCACACACAGGUCAUGCUGGAGAAGCAGAACGGGAGCUGGCUGUGCCCCGAGUCCUGGGAGGAGCAGGAGGAUGAGUGCUCGGGUGAGGACGUGGAAAAGAUCCGGCAGACGGCAAAGAGGCUGUUCACGAAGCUGCAGGAGGCUGAGAGGCGGCAUCAGUUGGAAAGGAGAGCCUUUGAGAGGACAGUCUCGCAGUACCAGGAGGAAGCAGAGCAGACGAGCUCUGCCCUGCGGAGAGCGGAGAAGAGCGUGGUGGAGAAGGAGGUGCAGGUGGAUGAGCUGCAGAGGCUCCUGGCAGGGAUGGAGAAGGAGCACAGGAGUUUGCUGCUGAAGAUGAAAGAAGGCGAAGCAGAGCUGGCGAGGCUGAGGAGCGUGGAAGAUGACAAGCUCGCCGAACAAGACCGGUCAGCCCAGCUGGAGAAGGAGGUGGCCAUGCUGCGGGAGAAGAUCCACCACCUGGAUGACAUGCUGAAGAGUCAGCAGAGGAAAGUCCGCCAGAUGAUCGAGCAGCUCCAGAACUCCAAAACAGUGAUUCAGGCCAAAGAUGCCGUGAUCCAGGAGCUCAAGGAGAGAGUCGCUUACUUGGAGGCUGAGAACCUGGAGAUGCACGACCGCAUCGAGCACCUGAUCGAGAAGCAGGUCAGCCACGGCGGCCACAGCUCCCGCGCGCGCUCCAAGUCCGAGUAUGUGAGCAGCAAAAGGCUGACGGGCCCCAAGCCACUGCCUCUCAUUCGAGUAGUGGAAACAUGAGUUCCGAGGGCUGGUCCGAGCCAAAGACUCUCCCCUUGUUCUGGUUGACUGGAUUUCCCUGCUUGACUGCCAUCCCCUGUGCUCCCGGGGUCUCCUCAGAGGGCUGUGCCCUGGAGAGAGCUGUGGCAGCCGAGGGCAGACGGGGCCGGGGCCGGUCCUGGCAGAGGAAGGAGGUUUGGGGAGCACCCACGUGUCUGUGCCCAUGGGGUCCCGAGGUCACAGGGUGCCAGCUGGGAGGCCCCAGCGUGGGCACAGGGGCUCUGUGGCUGGGGAGCCGGCCUUGCUUGCCCUGGCCAGUCCUGGGGUUGCUCUGUGAGAGCUUCUGAAGGUCCUUGUGCAAACAGAGCUCCCCUUUUGCAGCUUGCCAACACGGACUCGGGCUUUAACCACCUGGUGUUUUGGUGAAUGAUUAAAAUACAAUAACAAUAAUUCACUCUGGCAAAGAAAAGAAACCCUCCUGCAACUGGGCUCCUUCCUGCAGCAGCACCCACUGCCUGGCAAGCUGGGAGCCUCCACCUCUGAUCUCCAGCACAUCUCUGGCUGCUCCGGACUUGGCCAAGGCUGAGGUGGCCAGAAACGAUCAGCCUCUGGCUGUGCUUUUCCUGAGAGCACAGAGAAAUUGUUACCCGGUGUCGUGUUUGAACCCAGAGGCUGUUUGGUUUGUUACCUGUAUUUAUUUCAAUAAAUUAUUGGUGUCUUCCACUGAUGUGGCCACAGGCAGGAGGGGGAGCACAGCUGAGAGCUGCCUGUGCCACGUUUGAACUGGAACAUGCCAGCCUGGCUGCCUGUCCUGCUCCUGCAGAGGAGUUUGGGUACAGGCACAGGCGAAGUUGUUGGUGUUUGUACUGACAUUGUUAAUACAACAAUACACGUGCCUUCAUCCCU
Molecule: messenger RNA, 2120 nt
Organism: Colius striatus (speckled mousebird)
Lineage: Eukaryota; Metazoa; Chordata; Aves; Coliiformes; Coliidae
Gene: TUFT1
Product: tuftelin 1
Exons: 13
Coding region: 27-1235 (402 amino acids)
Biological process (GO): intracellular signal transduction
Cellular component (GO): intracellular anatomical structure; I band
Source: RefSeq, a predicted model, not a curated record